Pelmatolapia mariae (spotted tilapia) is the source of this 1977-nucleotide messenger RNA. RefSeq names its product tripartite motif-containing protein 16-like. The transcript has a single exon. Lineage: Eukaryota; Metazoa; Chordata; Actinopteri; Cichliformes; Cichlidae. The record is from RefSeq and is a predicted model, not a curated record. Gene Ontology annotation, molecular function: protein binding; zinc ion binding. Bases 1 to 1668 code for a protein of 555 amino acids.
AUGAAUCAAAUGGACCAAACAAAAUUCUGCUGUUCAGUCUGUUUGGAUCUUCUGAAGGAUCCGGUGACUAUUCCCUGUGGACACAGCUACUGCAUGAACUGUAUUAAAAUCUUCUGGGAUGAAGAGGAAAAGAAGAAAAUCUACAGCUGCCCUCAGUGCAGACAGACUUUCACAGCGAGGCCUGUCCUGGUGAAAAACACCAUGUUAGCAGAUUUAGUGGAAGAGCUGAAGAAGACUGGACUCCAAGCUGCUCCUGCUGAUCACUGCUAUGCUGGACCUGAAGAUGUGGCCUGUGAUUUCUGCACUGGAAGAAAAAUGAAAGCCUUCAAGUCCUGUUUAUUCUGUCUGGCAUCUUACUGUGAGAAACACCUUCAGCCUCAUUAUGAUUCACCUACAUUAAAGAAACACAAGCUGGUGGAGCCCUCCAAGAAGCUCCAGGAGAACAUCUGCUCUCGUCAUGAUGAGGUGAUGAAGAUGUUCUGCCGUACUGAUCAGCAGAGUAUCUGUUAUCUCUGCUCUGUGGAUGAACAUAAAGGCCACGACACAGUCUCAGCUGCAGCAGAAAGGACUGAGAGGCAGAGAGAGCUGGAGGUGAGUCGACAAAACAUCCAGCAGAGAAUCCAGGACAGAGAGAAAGAUGUGAAGCUGCUUCAACAGGAGGUGGAGGCCAUCAAUCAGUCUGCUGAUCAAACAGUGGAGCACAGUGAGAAGAUCUUCACUGAGCUGAUCCAUCUCAUCCAGAAAAGAAGCUCUGAUGUGAAGCAGCAGAUCAGAUCCCAGCAGGAAACUGAAGUGAGUCGAGUCAAAGAGCUUCAGGAGAAGCUGGAGCAGGAGAUCACUGAGCUGAAGAGGAAAGAUGCUGAGCUGAAGCAGCUCUCACACACAGAGGAUCACAUCCAGUUUCUACACAACUACCCCUCACUGUCAGCACUCAGUGAGUCUACAGACUCAUCCAGCAUCAAUAUCCGUCCUCUGAGCUACUUUGAGGAUGUGACAGCAGCUGUGUCAGAGGUCAGAGAUAAACUACAGGACAUUCUGAGAGAGGAAUGGACAAACAUCUCACUGACAGUCACUGAAGUGGAUGUUUUACUGCCAGAUCCACCAGAGCCAAAGACCAGAGCUGGAUUCUUAAAUUAUUCAUGUGAAAUCACACUGGAUCCAAACACAGUGAACACAUAUCUGUUAUUAUCAGAAGCUAACAGAAAAGCAACAGUCAUGAAACAACAGUCUUACUCUGAUCAUCCAGACAGAUUCACUGUAUAUGAUCAGGUCCUGAGUAGAGAGAGUCUGACUGGACGUUGUUACUGGGAGGUGGAGUGGAGAGGGGGAGGAGUUUAUGUAGCAGUCGCAUACAAGAAUAUCAGCAGAAAAGGACGGGGUAGUGGUGAAAGUUUAUUUGGAUGUAAUGACAAAUCUUGGUCAUUAGAUUGUAACAACAACAGUUAUACAUUUCGGUACAACAACAUUGAAACUCCUGUCUCAGGUCCUCGUUCCUCCAGAGUAGGAGUGUACCUGGAUCACAGAGCAGGUAUUUUGUCCUUCUACAGCGUCUCUGAAACCAUGACUCUCCUCCACAGAGUCCAGACCACAUUCACUCAGCCGCUCUAUGCUGGACUGUGGCUUUACUCUGAUUAUGGAACCACUGCUGAGUUCAAGAAACUGAAAUAGACUGAAGUCUUUCAUAUUGUGAGUUUAAAUCUGUAUUUUAGUUUCAUUUUAUUUUCUCUCCAUCAUUUCUGCACAGAGAUCAGCUGUCAGUCAAACAUUAUGGGUGGUACCUCCACAUCUUCUAGUUGUUCUCUUGAUGUUUCUGAGUUUUUAAAGGAGAUCUUUCCUGUGACUGUUUAUGGAGGCUAUCACUGCUCAUCAUCAUUUUCAUUUACUAAAAUAUUUCUCCACAUGAAAAUGUAAACUUCUCUAUCCUCUAAAUGUUUCUGGAAUAUUUGUAUUGAAAAAUGUCGACAUUUCUCUUCAUGA